AUGGGAAUUGAAGAAGUUGAUAUUGAUGCUGUUGCUGUUGGGGCUAUUAUGUCUGACUACCAACGAAUUCGAGUGGAAAAUGUGUGCAACCGUUUGGGUCUUGUGCCACUUGCCUACCUCUGGCGGAGGAACCAAGAGGAGCUGCUGCAGGAGAUGAUUGAUUGCGAGAUCAGUGCGAUUGUGAUCAAAGUGGCUGCGCUGGGGCUGAACCCUACCAAGCACCUGGGAAUCACACUUGCAGACCUUCAGCCUCAUAUUAUCCAAAUGAAAGAAAAAUAUGGAUUAAAUGUUUGUGGUGAGGGCGGCGAGUUCGAGACCUUUACACUUGAUUGUCCCUUGUUUAACAAGACGAUCAUCAUAGAUGAAUGGGAAACGGUGAUCCAUUCAAAUGAUGCAAUUGCUCCUGUGGGCUAUCUAAACUUCAAGAACUUCCAUUUGGUGCAGAAAGAUAGUGUGGAUCUAGAGCUAAGUAUGCGAGAUCGACUGCUGGGAAUACCUGUAAAAACCUGGCGUGACCUGAUCAGUGACCUGGAUGAAGACGUGACUGAGAAGAAGCUAAUUGGGCGAGGAGAGGGUGAUGAAGACUCGAUAGACGAGGGCUCGAGCAUCGCAGAGGACAAGCCAGAGGUGGCGGCAGCAGCAGUUGCCAGCGAGGCAGAGGCUACACCAGACCCAACAUCUGCCAAUGUAUCGCCAUCGAACCCAGAUGCUCCGGCAUUACGAAAUUCUAUCCCUUGCGGGGAUCCCUUACAGGUGCAGUGGGAAACGUCGCCCCUCCCGGACGCCCCCACGGCAGCGAGUAACGACUCCGGCUGGACGUGGUUUGGGGGGAUUGUGGGACAAGGCGAUGAUGCUGUUCUUGCCAUGAAAGAAGCUCUGCAAAAGUUGUUUAGUAAGUUGUUGAAUUCACCUUUUGCUAGUUCUAAUUUCCUUAAAAAGUUUGCCCAUAAAAUGGAAUGA
Molecule: messenger RNA, 960 nt
Organism: Gryllus bimaculatus (two-spotted cricket)
Lineage: Eukaryota; Metazoa; Arthropoda; Insecta; Orthoptera; Gryllidae
Source: the annotation of a GenBank genome assembly